AUCCUGGAGAGCACCAGCAAGUCGACGCAAUUCCACAAGACGCAAGCACAACGCGAUGCCGAGCGCACAUACUCGGCCAAGGAUCUCUCGCAGCAAAUCCCACGGCGGUGGAAAGCUGGCGAUGUCUACGCGCCGCAUGAUCUGAGCGGUGUGGAAAUGUCAAAGUGGAAGAAGCUGCGCAGGAAGCCGAGACCAAAAUACGACGUCCUCGAUCAACUGGGCGUGAAUCCUCUGGAUCACUACAAGAACUUCAGCAUUAUGUCGGAGUAUAUCACGCCGAUGGGACGAAUCCGACACAGCAACGAUACUGGGCUACGACCUGUGAAUCAAAGAAAAAUGGCAAAGGCGAUACGACGCGCGAUGGGCAUGGGUCUGAUGCCGGGUGUCCACCGACAUCCCGAAUUGCUGAAG
Zymoseptoria tritici IPO323 is the source of this 411-nucleotide messenger RNA. RefSeq lists its product as uncharacterized. Lineage: Eukaryota; Fungi; Ascomycota; Dothideomycetes; Mycosphaerellales; Mycosphaerellaceae. The transcript has 2 exons. The record is from RefSeq and is a predicted model, not a curated record. Gene Ontology annotation, biological process: mitochondrial translation. The annotation marks the transcript as partial. Gene Ontology annotation, molecular function: small ribosomal subunit rRNA binding; structural constituent of ribosome. Gene Ontology annotation, cellular component: ribosome; mitochondrial small ribosomal subunit.